Molecule: messenger RNA, 6764 nt
Organism: Fundulus heteroclitus (mummichog)
Lineage: Eukaryota; Metazoa; Chordata; Actinopteri; Cyprinodontiformes; Fundulidae
Gene: zbtb4
Product: zinc finger and BTB domain containing 4
Exons: 2
Coding region: 130-5529 (1799 amino acids)
Biological process (GO): regulation of DNA-templated transcription
Molecular function (GO): RNA polymerase II cis-regulatory region sequence-specific DNA binding; DNA-binding transcription factor activity, RNA polymerase II-specific
Source: RefSeq, a predicted model, not a curated record
ACACACACUGAGGAAGGCGUGCACACUCACAGACGGAGGGGUGAGAGAGAGAGAGAGGGAGUGUAAGGGGAGAGAACACAUCGCAGCAGAGAUGCAGCAGGAGGCUUUCCGAGAUUGCGGGGACUGGUCAUGGUGUCCAGUGCGAAGGUAUGGGAUCCCCCCCACGCGGGUCCUACUCAGCCUCAUCUGAGAGAACAACGCCUGGCUCCUUGCCUCACUCCCGUCUGCAACUCCUCAUUUACUGCUGCUAAGGACACUGCGCUCCACCAAAGUCGGCAGACGUCACCUUUGUCUUCCCCGCCUCCGCCGUUGGUGACCCUCAGCACCCGUCACCCUGUUCAACGUCCACCUGUCAGCUUGUACGUCGUGAGAAAGACUGAACCACUAAUUAAACCUGCCCACAGUCUCGGUGUGGUCUCUCGGCCUGAAGAAGAGGAGGCAGAGCGGCUGGACAUGAAGGGGAAAAGACUAGGAUAUCGCGUGGAGGCCACACUGGACGAGAAGCUGGAGGAUAUGGGUGAUGGACCUAAAAAUGCAAAGAUCACCCUGAGCUUCCCGCUUAGCGCCGCGCCUCUCCCAACGUCGCUGACCUCACCGGACAACUGUCACAGCUCUUCCUCGUCCUCCCCAUCCCCCCACCGGCGACCGUCGUCCAAGAGCUCGGACAGGGGGUCGCUGUGGAAACUGGAUGCCACCAUGGAUGUAAAGCACAGACCCUUUAAGCCCCCCAGGCACGACAGCUCUCCGUCCUCCUCGCCCUCCUCCUCCUCCUCCCCCAUGGCCACAUUUAUCAGGAAGGAUCUCAAGUCCCCGCCUCCCCUGAAGUGCUCCAAACUCAGUGCAGAGACUCACAGGUCGCCGCCGAGAGCUUCCAGCGGGCCUUUAGGGGGCUGUUUCAGCGGAGACGGGUGGGACGAGAGGCACAGAGUCGCCAAUGGAACGGCCUCGCCCUCCCAGACUGCUCAGAUCCUCUUCAGUCUGGGAACGUCGGCCUAUCAGAGAGGCGUGGACGCAGAGCGGAGAGAGAAGCUGACCGGGAGGCCAGCUGGAAAAACAGGGAGCCCCCACAGACCGAGUCUUCACCCACCCACCCUCCACCUCCCUCCCCCCUUACCGCCACCGCCGCCCCCGCCUUCUGAAGGUCUUACCGCACCCCCCCACUCGUCCUCCUACCCCCCUCCCGGCAGCAUGAAGCCGGAGCUGAUCUGCGGCGUGUGCCACCGGCUUUUCAGCUCAGCCUCCUCCCUCACGGUCCACAUGCGGCUGCAUCGUGGCAGCCGCGCCCUCAGCUGCCGCUACUGUGGCAAAGCCUUCAUCCACAGCAAGAGACUGCAGUCCCACGAGGCCUCCUGCAGGGUGUCGGAUCUGCGUCCUCCGUCCCUGACCGUCCAGCCGAAGGAGGAGCCGCUGGAGGACGGCGAGGUGAGAGUGGAGGGGGGAGUGAUUGUGGGACAGACGGACUUAAGCAAGGGCCGGCCCGGGAAGAAAGUGCGGAGCCUCCUGGCGCGCAUCCAAGCCGGGGACGCCGCGGCCACAGAGCUGCUGGCCGGCGACGAGCACCAUUUCGUGAAGGUGGUGGACGGCAACAUCAUCUACUUCUGCUCCGUGUGCGAGCGCUCCUACAUGACCCUGUCCAGCCUGAAGCGCCAUUCCAACGUGCACUCGUGGCGACGCAAGUACCCCUGCCACUACUGCGACAAGGUCUUCGCCCUGGCCGAGUACCGCACCAAGCACGAGGUGUGGCACACGGGGGAGCGUCGGUACCAGUGCAUCUUCUGCUGGGACGCCUUCGCCACCUACUACAAUCUCAAGACGCACCAGAAGGCCAUUCACGGGAUUAAUCCGAGCCUGAUCUCCAGCGAAAAGACAGCCAACGGGGGUUAUAAGCAGAAAGCGAACGCCCUCAAGCUCUACCGCCUUCUCCCCAUGCGCUCCCAGAAGAGACCCUACAAGACCUAUAGUGACAGCUUACAUAAUGGCCUCCUGCUUCCACCAGCUGAUGCCCCCACCCUCUCCCUGCCUGGCCUCGGCUGUCCUUUGGGCCCGGGGGACCUGCAGAGCAUCCUCGCAGGAGCCCCCCCUGCGAGUCUGAAGCCUGAUCCAGAUGCCUUCCCCGACGGCUUCCCGAUUUCUCUCGGCGCCGAACACAGAGACUUAUCGGACCUGGGCCUUGAGCCCCAAAUUAGAGCGCACGACGAUGAAGCUCCCGAGUUAGAGCGGGAGGGAGGCGGCUUCAAGAUGUCCAGCAGCGGCAAACUGAAAGCGUUCAAAGCAGGUAGAGGCGCAGAAGCCGGCAUGCCCUCUGUUAUCACGUACGGACACACUAAACCCUCUGUGAUAGUUCACGGCGCAGCUGUGUCCUCCUCGGUCAUUGUGCACAGCAAUCAAGUCACUUCUGGAAGUGAGAAAAGCCCGCUCACCAGCCCAUCCCCCGAAAAAAGUAGCAGACACAUUUUAAGCAAGGGCAGCCCUAAAGCGACCAGAAAGCAGAGAGACAGCACAGAUAAUCACAGAAAGCGCUCCAGGGACGGUUCAGACGCGAUAGACGAGGGCUCAAAAGGCAGACACGACUCCGAGACAGGCAGAGCACUCCACAAGUCCCGCAAGUCUCACAGCAAGACCACGAUGCCAACCUCAAAGGAAGCGUCCGCAUCCGGAGGCUCACAGGCCAAAGAGUCGGGGCCGCUGUGCCAGAUAACCGUACGCAUCGGCGAGGAGGCCAUAGUGAAGCGCAGCAUCUCUGAGACGGAUCUCAAAAGAGACAAGAGCAUUUCUCCGUCGAAAAUCAAACGGAGCGAAAUGGCGUCUGUCAAGGAGCCACGGCAGCCCCACUCACACCACCACCACCACCACAAACACCGGCCACUAAGCAGAGCCAGCCUGGAGGGAGACGGGGCAAAGGAAGCAGGAGGCACGGAGGAGGAACAGGAGGAGACGGAGGAGCAAGAAGGCAGGAAUACAAGGUCCAAAGCCCCCGAUCAGGUGAGGGAGUACUUCUUCCGUAAGGGGGUGCGGGAGCAGGACAGCGACAAUGACCUGGAGGAUAAUUUAUGGCGACCUUACUACUCCUACAAGCCGAAGAAAAAGGCCCAGGCGCAUCUACAGAGAGUGAAGAACUGGCAACGAAAGCUCAAGUACAAGCGCUCCAUCCGACUCAAGAGGAGGGCAGAGAGGCUGAAGAGGCUUCUGGGUAAACAAACGGAGAAAUCACAAGACGAGGAGGAGGACGGGACGACGGAGGAGGCUGAGAAACUGUCUAAGCUGAACAAGGACAGCGAAGAGGAAAGAGAGAAGGAUAAUCUCUCUUCCCCUUUAAAGGAGAAAAAAACGGAUGUGGAGGAGCACGUUAAAGAGGCCUGUCAUGAGGUUUCCACCCCCCCUGUCUGCUCUCCAAAGCCCCCUCUGUCUACCUCGGUGGCUCCCACAGGAAUAAAGAGGAGGCCUUGGACUAAUGGGAACGCAGCAGAGUGUGGCACAUGUGGCCGCUGGUUCUCAAGCCCCAGGAAGCGAGACAAACACGAGCUGAGCCAUCUGCUAGAGUUUGUAUGCCUCUUCUGUCGGGCCACUUUCCCCUCAAGGGAAAAGUUGGAAGACCACCAGAAAGCUCAGCAUCCCAAGCCCACUGAGGCGCCCUCUGUGGCCGCGAAAUGUGGCGAACAAACGGCAGGUCCCGGGAUCAAACCCGUGCCUGAGAUCUCAAAGCUCGACGAGGAGAAGGAGGGGCCGCUCGGACUAGGGGGCGUCGGUGGCAGUCCGAGUCGUUUGAGCAGAAGAGCCUUGUCGAGACACACCUGUCCGCAAUGCCACAAGGUGUGCAAGACCUCGUCGGCGCUAACUCGCCACAUCCGCCGUCACGACCUGAGCAGCUCUCCGGAGAGAGAGAAAGAGGACAACGGCUCAGAGGCGAAACCCCUUCAGCCUGUCGCCGCACCGCUGUGCACGGAUCCUGAGACCGGCACAGGACAGACGCCCAGCGCCCUCUCUGUUUCUGUCAUCAGCUAUUCGCCGCCCGAGCUGCUGAGCGGCGGCGACUGUCUGACGUCGCAGCAGCACGGCGACCAUCCGAGCGAACUCGCCGGCAAACACGUGAAACCAGACUCCAGCGAAGUACCCGAGCGUACACAGCUUGCACUCGUUGCUCCGGAAAGAGAGCCUGCGCCGCCGGCCGAGGCGCCUCCGUUAGGGAGUCCGGUUCCCCACGCACCCGCCAAACCCGCAACCCCGCCCGCCUCGCUCCAGAGCGUGCUCGUCAUGAACGGACCCGACUGUCUGGACUAUCGCACCGCCGUCAAGAAGAGCCUGGACGGCCAGGCCCACCGAAAAGCCAGCCCUUUGCACUUUGUGACAUCCACUAACCCCUCUUCGAAUGUGCCCAUGACAUCACAGACCAGAAUAACCACUGCUGCUCCUCCUGUUGCCAUGACAACAGCUCCCAACCCAGAGAGGGGGUUCGCGAGACGGGAUGGGGUCAUUAUUGACAGAGAGAGGCAGAGCGGCAGCGGCACUUUUUCACACGGCGGCUACAAAGAGCUGCCGCUGCUCCAGGAUCUCAGAGUCCAGCCCGUCUCCCGGAGUCCCUCUCCCGACGAAGCACAAGACCUCACCAUGUCCUCGAUUUUAGCCCGGGAGAGGGAGCUGGAGAGGCAGAGGGAGGCGGAGAGAGCGCUGGAGAGGCGGAGGGAACUGAGGAGGAACAUGGAGGUCGAGAAAGAGAAAAUGAGCAGAGCUGCUCAUCCUCCGCAGGAACAAAGUGCUCUGCUCGUCCCUAAGGAAGAGCCCCUGAGCCCCGUAGCAUCGCCCCAACAUAUGUCCGCCCAAACCACUAUAAAUGGACCCUGUCUGCACAGGCACACUCCCAAGUCCCCCUGCCGGCCCCCUUCAACGACCGGACUGAUGGCUCAGUCCGGCCGGCAGGUUCACUCGAGUUCACAAGGACUCGACAGGCUGACGCUGCCCACCGGAGCAGCUGGCGCCGCUGACCGCCCCUCUGCACACGCUCUGCUUCUUCCCAGGGCCUCCCAGCCGCCUGAGCCGGACCAUCAGGACGCUUUCUCCGCCAGGGAUUCACAGCAGGGGGACACCACCCCAGCGGACUACACGGCCCAGGAUUACCCCCUCCCCCUCAUUGUGCCAGACGGCUACAGAUCUGUUAAGAAGCAGGAGGAAAACCUGCUCAUGUCCGCUUAUCCACCUGGAGCGCUGCCCUUUGGCCCGCUGGGGAAGGUCCUGGUACCGGACGGAGGCGACCUGGGCAAGCUGCCGUUCUACCCGGACCCUUACCAGCUGCUCUACGGGCCCCAGCUCUUAGCCUACCCCUAUAACCUGGCAGCCCUUCCUGUGGCUUUGAACAUGAUGGCACCAGGAGGGGAGAAAGUGGAGCCUCUGCCCUUCCUCCCCACCAUCUUCAACUACGCGGCCACCGCAGGACCCUACAUGGGGGCGGCGCCUCACCCGCUCGUGGCGAACCCCGGCCUCUACGGCGGCGGCGGCGGCAAAAAGCAGCGAGAGGGCAGCGGCAGUAAACAGUAGGACACCAGAUGCACUAUGAGGAGCGCCGCUCCGAGAGGACAGCCUCGUCUGUUCUGGCUGGGAGGGGAAAGAGACCAUGCUGACCGGCUCACUUUAUCCUACAGAGAUCAGAGCAGUACGCAAGUUUGUGCGAAUGGGGGGGGGGGGAGACGGAGUAAAGAAACAGAACGGAGAGGCCGACACUAAGGUGACGUACCACUCCUCCACCUUUUCUUACUCCUGCUCCUCCCCCACCCUGCUCUGCUGUAGUGUGUCGUUGCGCCGGAGUCCGAUUCAUUUGUCCUCUCUGACUCGUUAUUAUAUCUAGAAUAUAACAAUACAAACUGCUAACAGGGUGUUUGUUUUGCUCGGAGAACUAGUCUACUUCCCUUUAUAGUCGCCACACAACGAGGAUCUUCAGGGAAGGCGUUGUCUGGGUCCGGACGUGGACACGAGACUCCGCGCAGUCGGAGCGCCAAGCGGCUCCGCGUAUUUUUGUACGAGGGGGCGGGAGUGCAGGGUCGUCGCGCUGUCCGUGAAAGCUACAUGCGUACCUUACGUGGGGGGCAGUCUGUGCACGCAGGGCUUUGGCUGAAGCAGGUAUGAGCGCGCGUGUGUUUCUGAGUACGUGUGGAUGAAUGAGUCUAGACCAUUCCAUGUGAGAUUCUCACAGCAUUCCUGCUCGCGUUGGGAUAGCUACUGUAGGGUCAGUGUGUACGAAGUGCUUUUUGAAGAGAUUCCUCAAAUCAGCUCGUUAGGGAGUCAAAAAACGAAAAGGUCGGAUGGGAGUGGAUACGGUGGCAGAUCAUCUGAGCUUCUUAAAGGGACAGCUCGGGGGUUUUGGAGACAGGAUUCUAAUAAUAGCUUAAAAGCUGUUAAUGUUUUUUUUCGCCUUCAGCAGAAAUCUCUGAAUGCGGCUUAGUUGAACCCAGAAGUUGAAGCUAAAGCAGCUAUUUUAUGACCACAGCGGUAUUUUUGUACAUCUUUUAAGUCAGUCUCAAAAAUGGCAGCGUUUUGCACAAACACUCUUUUAUGAACCUUAAGUCAUUAAUGCUUGGAAAAAAAUUAGUCAAGUUUAGCGUCGGUUCAAGUAAAAGUUUUCUUUAUUGUUUUUGACGUGUUAAAAAGAAGUAAACUGGUUUCGUCUCUUUUUCUUUCAUGUUUAGUUUUUUUUUUCUUAAAAAUAAAGAUUAAUCAAACAAAUAAUAAAUAAUAUCAAACAAAGUGGACACCAUUCAUUGGUAAUUUAUUUAUUA